This is a messenger RNA of Solea solea (common sole), 2834 nucleotides long. RefSeq names its product F-box protein 21 (gene fbxo21). The transcript has 12 exons. The record is from RefSeq and is a predicted model, not a curated record. NCBI's taxonomy places the organism in Eukaryota, Metazoa, Chordata, Actinopteri, Pleuronectiformes, Soleidae. The coding region runs from base 35 to 1948 and encodes 637 amino acids. Gene Ontology annotation, molecular function: DNA binding; protein binding.
CUGAACAAUGAGGUAAUCCGAGUAAACAGUAAAAAUGGCGACGUCUGUUGCCGGAGAGGGUCAACAAUGUCUAAACGGGAUUAUUUGCGACCCUCAAACCAAAAUAUUGACUGACCUGCCAAGCGAGCUGCUCGAACAUAUACUGUGCUUCCCUGUUCUCCAACAUAUCGACAUUUGUAACGUUUCCUCCUGCUGCAAGCGGCUACACGACGUCUGCCAUGGAAGGGGAAAGGUCUGGGGACACCAGUACAAACUCAGAUGGCCAAGACUGCAGAGGUUUUACCGUCAGAAUGAGUGCUGUGACUGGCUCAAGGAAUACAAAACACGCCAUCGAGUUGGUAUACAAAUCAGAAGGAUGGUGGAAUCAAUCUCAAAGAGAUUCUUCACUGAAGUUCCUUGCGUUGGCCAGGUGCUCGGAGACAGCUUUGCAGAGAUCGAGUCACUUGGGAUGCCGGAGCACUUUUGUGAAGACGAGCUCCUCUUCAUACUCAACACUGACAAGAGGAAAAGCUUGACUUUGAAGUACUAUGCAAAGAAAAUCCUUUACUUUCUGAGGCAGCAGAACAUCCUGAGGAGUCUGAAGAUGUUCCUGGAACAGCCUGUGGAGCAGCAGUCUGCCCUAGAAGGUGCCGUACUCGUGGAUCAGUAUUGUAACCCACUGGCUGACAUAACACUGGACAGCAUAUCAGCUCAGCUGGAUGAGAUCACAGAAAAAGUCAAUAAGAUGCUGAGAAUCAAGAAUCCGUCUCACCCCACCUUGCGCAACGCUCAAGGUGACUGUUUUGUUAUAGAAGACUUCGACCUCCAGAGGCAGGUGGUUUGUGCCAUAAACUCUGUCUUAUAUGAGCAGCUUCAGUACAAAGGCAAUGAGUUUGACUACUAUAAUCCCCUCAACUCUUACAUCCAUCAGGUGCUACUACGACACACAGGCAUUCCCAUAAGCCUCUCUGUUCUCUACAUGACACUGGCCCGGAAGCUGGGUGUUCAGCUGGAGCCUGUCAACUUUCCUAAUCACUUCCUGCUACGUUGGUGCCAGAAACCAACAGGGAGCGAGGACAUCUAUGACUUUGUCUACAUUGACGCCUUUGGGAAAGGCAAGCAGUUGACGGCUAAGGAGUGCGAGUACCUCAUUGGCCACCAGGUGACAGCAGAUUACUACAGUGCCAUCAGCACCACAGAGGUGCUCCUCAGGAUGGUGGGAAACCUGCUCAACAUUGGCAAGAGAGGGGAAGGCAAUGAGAAAUCCUACCAGCUGCUGAGAGACUCUCUGGACCUCUACCUCACCAUCAACCCUGAUAAUGUGCAGUAUCUGCUGCUGCAAGCUCGCCUGUACUUCCACCUGGGCAUCUGGCCAGAAAAGGUGCUUGAUAUCCUGCAGCACAUCCAGGCAUUAGACCCCUCCCAGCAUGGAGCAGUGGGUUACCUGGUGCAGCACACGCUGGAGCACAUCCAGCACAAGAAGCAUCCACUGGCACCUGAAAUGAAGAGUCGCAGCAUUCCAGAACACCUGGAGGUUCAGUAUUCGGUUGGCCUCAUCAUGAAACACAAGAGGUCAGGUUAUAACUGCGUGAUUUAUGGCUGGGAUCCUAAAUGCACCAUGAGUCAGGAGUGGAUCACCACCAUGAGGGUCCAUCAGCUGUCCAACGGGGCCAACCAGCCAUUCUACAAUGUCCUUGUACAGGAUGGAACGUGCCGCUACGCUGCACAGGAAAACCUGGAGCCCCACUCAGCCCCUCUGGAGAUCGGCCACCCGGAGGUGGGUCGCUACUUCUCUGAGUUCGCCGACACCCACUAUGUUGCCAACGAGGAACUUCAGGCUCGAUACCCAGAGGACACGAGGGAAACACUGGGCACGGUGCGGAAGCUCUAUCAUAGACUGACCACCUCUGGUGACCAAGAUCAGACUCUGGCCUCAGACCAAAAUACGCACCAAGCCAUGACGAUGUAGCGAAGCAGCUGAGACCAACAUCAUCAUGACCCGUACUGAGCAGUAACCGGUCAUCGAUUCUCAAUUUACCAUCCAUUUAGUUGCUUCUUUAUUGCAGAUAUUCACUGACAGGACAUAUUUAUAACAAAUAAUUUAAAAAAGAGAGAAACGGAUGCUGUGAUGCUGCGACUCGGCGUCUCAACAUCACGCGACGUCGAUCGCAUGACCAUAAUUCACAAAUGUGAUUUGAAAUCACUGUCAGCUUCCUGUCUAAAAAUAUUUAUUUCAACGUCUGUAAAAUAUGGAAAAAAAGCUCUGAUUGCCAACGUUCAUGCUUUGAUAUGCAUCCAAUCAGCCACAAGUGUGUGUGUGUGUUUGUUUUUGAAGACAAAUCACAAACAAUGACCUAGAUGACGGUUAAUGUUGGGGUUGAGCAUUUCUUGCAACCCAAUGACCUCAUAAUGUGUAAAUCCAACCACAAAACAAAGGGUAAAAUGUCCUAUGUGUAUUCAGGAUGAGUAUCAAGGUGCUGUACAUUUCCCUUUACCUAAAACCAAGGAAUGCGCCUUUACCCAGAGUUCCCCAACCUCUCUCCACACCUUCCUGCACCCAGCACCAGUCACAGAAUCCCACUGCAUAUAGCCUAAACCCUCUGGUUACAGUGCCACAAGAAACUUUGUAAAUGUACCUUUUUCUUUGAAAUCUUCAUCUUUUUGAAAGUUUAACUUUCACAUUUUUAGAAUACCUUCUUUUCUGUAUAUUAAUACAUAUAGAGGUGCCAUGGUCAUGGAUCAUCAGUGUGUUUGAGCUGUGUAUGAAAGAACACGAGAAGAACCAAUAACAAGGACCCUACUGACUUGAGAGAGUGUUUUGAUGGACAUGCAGAGAAAUAAAGAAUUACAACUUU